AUAUGUACAUGUGUGCAUGUAUGUUCCGAAAUACAUAUGUACAUACAUACACUCGCAUACAUACAUUGAUGCGAAUUUUCAAGCAACAAAUGAAUAUUUAUUUUUAAUAAUGUUCUGACAUUGGAUUUGUCAUUGGCAACGGAAAGUUUCGUGUAAGCAAAGUUGAUUAUGCUAAUCGAAAAUUAUGUGUUAAAUUUAAGGCAAAAAGCUAACUCAAUGCAACCGAACUGAAUGCGUGCUCUAGUGCUUGUGAAAGUCAAUUGAGUCUUCCAGUGAAUUACAUAAAAUAAGUGCGCCAGUAGCUCUGCAUUGUAGGCGUGUGUGUGAAUAUUUUGAAAGUGAAGCAUAAAACUCGCAGGAAGCAGCUGCAGAAAGUGAAAAAAAACCUAAUUCGUUAACAAGUGAACCGAGUGGUGGUGCAACAACAGUGUGACAACAACGUAAAUGCAUAUAACAGUGCAAUAAUAAAAGCAAUUCACUGCAUAGUAGAUUUAGUUGGUUGUUUCCCAUACGCUAACGUCCAGGAACACAACUCAUACAUACAUAUAUAAUACAUUGGCGUGGCUUUUAGUUCCAACGUACUCCGCAACUAUUAAAAAGGGCGUGGGAUACCCCUACACAAUCGGCACCGUCUGCUGUCUACUGCAUACGCACAUAGUACUACAUAUUUGUACUUGCAUAAACGCGCAGCGAUAAUCAGCAAUAUUGCAAUAAAACCACCUCAGCGGCCCGCGGUACGCAGUAAAUAUGUCAGAGGAACAAGUUAAGCUUGACGCCCACAAACAGGUGACCAGUCCAGAUGAUUUCGAAGAUCUCAGUCCAAUGCCACAAACGGCCGCCCCGCCAGUGCGACGACGUGGCGGCAUCUCAGCCGAGCCGGUCACCGAAGAAGACGCCACAAGUUAUGUGAAGAAAGUUGUCCCUAAGGAUUACAAAACAAUGGCCGCGCUCUCCAAGGCGAUCGCCAAAAACGUCCUAUUUUCGCAUUUGGAUGAAAAUGAGCGUUCGGACAUUUUCGACGCCAUGUUUCCAGUUACGCAUUUAAUGGGUGAGAACAUUAUUCAGCAAGGAGACGAAGGUGACAAUUUCUAUGUUAUCGAUCACGGUGAGGUUGAGGUGUUUGUGAAUUCCGAAUUGGUUACAACAAUUGGCGAGGGUGGCAGUUUCGGUGAGUUAGCGCUCAUCUAUGGCACGCCACGUGCCGCUACUGUGCGAGCUAAAACCGAUGUCAAACUUUGGGGCAUCGAUCGCGAUUCCUAUCGCCGAAUUCUGAUGGGUUCCACCAUACGCAAAAGGAAAAUGUACGAAGAAUUCUUAUCGCGUGUAUCAAUUUUGGAGAGCCUUGAUAAAUGGGAACGUCUUACUGUGGCCGACGCUUUGGAACCUGUACAAUUCGAAGAUGGCGAAACAAUUGUCAAACAAGGUGAACCAGGCGAUGAUUUUUAUAUCAUUUUAGAUGGCACCGCGGUUGUACUCCAACGAAGAGCUGAGCAAGGAGAUGAACCCGCUGAGGUUGGUCGUUUGGGUCCAAGUGACUACUUUGGUGAGAUCGCUUUGCUGUUGGAUCGCCCCAGAGCGGCCACUGUGGUAGCAAGAGGACCAUUGAAAUGUGUUAAAUUGGAUAGAGCGAGAUUCGAGCGCGUGCUGGGACUCUGCGCCGACAUUUUGAAGCGUAACAUCACGCAAUACAACAGUUUCGUUUCGCUAUCUGUUUAA
Messenger RNA from Bactrocera tryoni, 1716 nucleotides. It is a transcript of the gene Pka-R1, whose product is annotated as cAMP-dependent protein kinase type I regulatory subunit. The transcript is spliced from 6 exons. Gene Ontology annotation, cellular component: cAMP-dependent protein kinase complex. Gene Ontology annotation, biological process: regulation of protein phosphorylation. Lineage: Eukaryota; Metazoa; Arthropoda; Insecta; Diptera; Tephritidae. Gene Ontology annotation, molecular function: cAMP-dependent protein kinase regulator activity. The record is from RefSeq and is a predicted model, not a curated record. The coding region runs from base 748 to 1716 and encodes 322 amino acids.